AUGUCUCAAACCCCCACCCCAUCCCUCGACUUCUACACCCUCAACCUCAUAACCCUCGCCCUCAUCGGCGCGGGCCUCUCGUACCUGCAGUGGAAACACCAGAAGCGGAAAGCCCACCCCACCUUCCCGCACCCGCAAGAUUUCGAAGCUCGGGAUUUCGAGGCGAGGGAAGGGAGGGAGGGCUUGCUAGGCAACGGGGCGGGGGCAGAUGUCAAGGCCGCAGAUGGUCCAUACAUCUAUCCACUUUACAAAGACGAAAAAGCCCUCCCAGAAGCCACAGUAGCGCACCUCUUCACGACCGGUUUCCUCGCGGCAGCGCUCUCCGCCACCUUCACCGGCACUUUAGCAGACACAUACGGGCGGCGCUCCGCAUGUCGGAUCUUCUGCUUCACGUACGCCAUUUCGUGCCUUACGACGCUCGCGCCCGCUUCGUCGCUGCCGAUCCUCUUCUUGGGAAGGAUUCUGGGCGGAUUGUCGACGACGCUCAUGUAUAGUGUUUUUGAGAGUUGGAUGGUUACGGAGUAUCAUGUGCAGAGGUUGGAUGAGGCGGCGGAGAAUUAUGGAGAGAGCACCGAUCAUCAGGGUACGCUCUCUUCUUCUAAGCUGGGGCAUCCGGAGAAGAACACUUUGUCGCUUAUCAGGGACGACAAGCGACUCUGGGCACUCAUCAUCACAACCUGCUUUUUCGAAGGAUCAAUGUAUCUCUGGAUCUUCUUCAAAUUCCCCGCGCUACGGCUUGCUCAUCAGCUGAACGGCAAGGGCUCCGACUUACCCUUCGGCAUGAUCUUCGCUGCCCUGAUGUGCGCAAUGAUGCUGGGCUCGAUCUUCUUUACCUGGUACUCGGCACUUCCACCGGGGAAGUGGGUUGUUCCGCCUUCGACACUGCUCUCCCUAUCUUUGAUGGUCGCAGCGUGUUGUUUCCUCAUUCCGGUCCUUGUCCGAAAUGAGGCGAUUACGUUCUGGUGUUUUUGUGUUUUCGAGAUGUGUGUUGGUAUCUAUUUCCCGACGAUGGGUAACUUGAAGGAGAAAAUUGUGGAUGAUAGUGUGAGGGCUAAGGUUUAUGGGGUGCUGAGAGUGCCGCUUAAUGUCUUUGUCGUUGUUGGGCUGGGUAUGACGAAAGAUGGCGAGACGCAUAGGGACAAUAUGUUCCGAGUCUGUGGUACUGCUUUGAUUAUCGCUGGAGUGGUCGUUGGUCGCUAUCUCAAGGAUUAG
Molecule: messenger RNA, 1212 nt
Organism: Bacidia gigantensis
Lineage: Eukaryota; Fungi; Ascomycota; Lecanoromycetes; Lecanorales; Ramalinaceae
Exons: 6
Coding region: 1-1212 (403 amino acids)
Biological process (GO): molybdate ion transport
Cellular component (GO): membrane
Molecular function (GO): molybdate ion transmembrane transporter activity
Source: RefSeq, a predicted model, not a curated record